Phycomyces blakesleeanus NRRL 1555(-) is the source of this 264-nucleotide messenger RNA. RefSeq lists its product as hypothetical. The coding region runs from base 1 to 264 and encodes 87 amino acids. The record is from RefSeq and is a predicted model, not a curated record. The transcript has 2 exons. NCBI's taxonomy places the organism in Eukaryota, Fungi, Mucoromycota, Mucoromycetes, Mucorales, Phycomycetaceae.
AUGUCAGACCUUGAGAGUGAUGACAAAAGAGAAGAAAAGGAACUGGAUUCAUUCUCAGAAAAGAGUUUUUUUUGGAGAUUCCGCCCAAGCUGGAGAAGCGAAGAGGGAGAUAGGUUCGUUGAUGAACUUGAUGCAGAUUAUGAGGCAGCUCAUAAUAAGAAAAAUAAUACCUGUCCAUUCGAGCAUAAAUUUAAAGGAAUAAGAGAUAAGCAGCUUAGUAAGACCAAAGCAAACAAGCUGCCAUCAUGGUCAAAGAAACAAUAA